CCGCUUCCGGGAGAGGCGACCGCAAUGGCGGUGCUGGCAUCCAACCCCAACAACCCCGUGGUCUUUUUCGAUGUUACUAUCGGCGGGCAGGAGGUCGGCCGCAUGAAGAUUGAGCUGUUUGCCGACGUUGUACCCAAAACGGCAGAGAACUUCAGGCAGUUUUGUACAGGUGAAUUCAGGAAAGAUGGUGUCCCUAUAGGUUAUAAAGGAAGCACAUUCCACAGGGUAAUAAAGGAUUUCAUGAUCCAAGGAGGUGACUUUGUAAACGGAGACGGCACUGGAGUAGCCAGUAUAUAUAGGGGUCCUUUUGCAGAUGAAAACUUCAAGCUGAAACACUCUGCUCCUGGGCUGCUCUCUAUGGCAAACAGUGGUCCAAGUACCAACGGCUGUCAGUUUUUCAUUACAUGCUCCAAAUGUGACUGGUUGGAUGGAAAACACGUUGUGUUUGGUAAAAUUGUUGAUGGGCUGUUGGUCAUGAGAAAAAUUGAAAAUGUGCCUACGGGUCCAAAUAACAAACCCAAGCUGCCAGUUGUGAUCUCCCAGUGUGGGGAAAUGUAAAGCAAUGAAAUGGAAAUGCGGUAAGUCCCAGUCUUCACAGGCACCCAGUGCAAUUGAACUCUGGGCUGCUCUGUUUUUUGCUUUUUUCUUGACUUAUUUUUACUUUCAUUUGAGUCUGCAGAGAGCUGACUCAGCUCAGUGAAACACCAGAAAAUGCUUCUCUAACAGCGUUAGUUUUUUGCCAGCUCAACUCCCUGAACUGACUUCCGUCUGAGCUACACAAACACCAAAGGCAGUGCUAGAGGGAUAAGAUUUUGCAGCUGCAGUCAGGGGGAAGAUGGGGUUGUGGGAGCUCUGCCUUGGAUGGGGUUAGGCUGCCUUGAAGCCUCGGCUUUAGAAACCAGCGGAUGAAAGGGAACUGCAGCAGGAAUCCAGCUGAUAUUACCCAGGCAGUCUGGGGGUGGGGGGCUUCACUUUGACCUGCAGGUUGGGGAACUCUCCUAUUGCUACAGAAAGCAGAGUAUCUGUGUGUGGGGCAGGCAGGGAUCAAGAAAAGAGGAGGAAGAGAGGACUUGAACCUCCUUGCACGGUACAGCUGCAGGACUGCCACCACUGAAGGGCCAAGGAAUUAACGUUACAUAGUCUUAACUCGAAAAAAUACCACUGUCCUCAUCUGAAGGGAGAUGUUUCCAGCAUUUACUAUUAUUCAGGCUUCAUUUUGGUUAAACCAAAGGCUCGAGACAGAGCUCAGGCUAACGUACAGUAUUCUGUUUCCAUUUGUCCGCCCACUUCACCAUAAAAAACACAAGCAUUUAAACAAAUCUGUCUAGAUUUCAAUGUGUCAAGCUGCAGCUUGUCAAAAAUCUGCUGUAUUAGCCUUUUGGUUGCUGAUUUUUCAAAUUUCAGCAGGCAGGCACUGACAAAAGCAAACCCCCACAAUUUUUGACCUUCCCCAUUAAAUGAUUUCCAAAGACAUCUGGCAUUAACCACGAAGAUGUGUCCCUGCUUCCAUAAUAAAGUGUUUCAGAUCUGCAGUGCUUCAGACUCUUGGGAGCUCCUCCUAUUUGAGGUAGUGACAACAGGGAAUGUAAUCAUUCUUUCAUUUCCCUGGUACUUCUGGUGGCAUUUAUAGCCUUUUGAAGAUGGGGACAACAUUGUUAAUGGGCUUUCUUGCAGAUGGGCAGACAGGUGCUGAUGGGUUGGGUCCCCUUAGGGUUGUCCUCAGGCCCAGACUUGAUCAUUUCAAUUUGGAGUACAUGAUCUCUGGCCAACAUCCAACUUGGGACUGGAAACUUUUCACUUCUAGGUACAAGGCUGGUGCCAUUUUGCUUACUUCCCAGCCAGGUCUUAGGAACUGCUUUUCUGCACCCUGCUGCCUCUCAGCUGCCUGUAGACAAGAACGGCAUUUGUCUUGCCCAACUUCAGACAGCUAAAUCAUUUACUUGUCAAGAUCCUUUAAAAUCAGCCAGGAGAAACAGGCACUGUUGGUUUUAAGUUCAGAGUUAGAUACAGAUGCCUGGUAUGGAGACCCAGGACGACUCCUGAGUUCUCUAGCUCAGGGCUGACAUGAACUAGUGCAUACAGCAAGUAGUACUCACUUGAAAAUCGCUGUAGCGGCCCCCAGUGUCACUGCACAGUCUUGCUGUUGUAGGAUGAGUUGGGAAUGGCUGUCCAGCUUUUUGGACCUGUUUCUUCUU
Haliaeetus leucocephalus (bald eagle) is the source of this 2195-nucleotide messenger RNA. RefSeq names its product peptidylprolyl isomerase H (cyclophilin H) (gene PPIH). NCBI's taxonomy places the organism in Eukaryota, Metazoa, Chordata, Aves, Accipitriformes, Accipitridae. Bases 25 to 558 code for a protein of 177 amino acids. The transcript is spliced from 9 exons. The record is from RefSeq and is a predicted model, not a curated record. Gene Ontology annotation, biological process: protein folding; protein peptidyl-prolyl isomerization. Gene Ontology annotation, molecular function: peptidyl-prolyl cis-trans isomerase activity. Gene Ontology annotation, cellular component: intracellular membrane-bounded organelle.